Messenger RNA from Capsicum annuum, 612 nucleotides. RefSeq lists its product as uncharacterized. The record is from RefSeq and is a predicted model, not a curated record. Lineage: Eukaryota; Viridiplantae; Streptophyta; Magnoliopsida; Solanales; Solanaceae. The transcript has a single exon. The coding region runs from base 1 to 612 and encodes 203 amino acids.
AUGGUAGUGGAAAUUGAGGAUGAAGAUAUCUACGAGAAGCUGAAUUACUGGAGCACUAAUUUGAUUGGAUAUGUGCUGGGAGAUUCCCCAUACUUCAAAACAAUGGAAAACUAUAUUGCUCAUGGAUGGAAUUUUAUUUCUAAACCACAGGUUUUGUAUUACGAUGAUGGCUAUUAUGUGUUUAAAUUUGCAUCUGCAGCAGAUAGACACCUAGUGAUGCAAUCAGGACCAUAUAUGUAUAGGAAUAGGCAAAUGAUAUUGAGGAAUUGGUCUUUGGAUUUUGAAUUCAACCCUGAGUGUUUAAGCAAAAUUCCUUUGUGGGUCAAGUUUCCCAGCCUCCCAUUAGGAUAUUGGUCGAAGAAGGAACUGAGUAAACUAGCAAGCGUUGUGGGAAAGCUGUUGUACACUGAUAAAUGCACUGCUGAAAUAGAAAGAAUAUCCUAUGCCAGGUUCUUGGUCGAAGUGGAUAUCAGCCACCCCCUUCCAGAGCAGGUGGAAUUGAACACCCCAAUAGGGGUCCUACAACAGGAAAUAAGAAAUGACUGGAUUCCCAAAUUCUAUGUAGAUUGCAAUGUUUAUGGGCAUACGGUGAAAAUUGUCUAUAUAAGCUAA